Molecule: messenger RNA, 2726 nt
Organism: Megachile rotundata (alfalfa leafcutting bee)
Lineage: Eukaryota; Metazoa; Arthropoda; Insecta; Hymenoptera; Megachilidae
Product: brother of odd with entrails limited
Biological process (GO): embryo development; embryonic pattern specification; embryonic hindgut morphogenesis
Cellular component (GO): nucleus
Molecular function (GO): RNA polymerase II transcription regulatory region sequence-specific DNA binding; DNA-binding transcription factor activity, RNA polymerase II-specific
Source: RefSeq, a predicted model, not a curated record
GUUCGUUCGGGAAACGGGGAUACGUCCACGUUCGUUGCAUUCCUGUGGGCAUUCGCGAUUCCAACAUGGCCGCUGGGACUAGCCGUGACCGCUGGGUCCGCGGAAGCCAUGUUGGCAGGUGUGCUCGACUCGAGAUAACCAGUUCACGUUCGUGGAACGCACGCGGCUCGACAAACGGGAGCGAGUUCCACGUAUUAUCGGGGAAUCGGAUGGAAAAUGCGAUAUAACGAGGAGCCAUAACUGCCUCGCUAUCGGGCACGAACACCUUCGGCUUGGGACUAAUUAGAUUUUUAUUACAUAUCCGACACUACAUCUCCAAUUAUUAGAAAGAUCUCCCUCUUGUGAUCUUUAGGAGAUUUUAUCAAUUAGCUGUGCAUAUCGAGAUGAUCAAUUUUUGAUACACAAAUAAGCUUGUUGACACAAGGUGCAAUUUAGAGUAGUGCAAGUUUUUUUGCCGAUUGAAAUUUAUGUGGAGAUAUAAUCUGAGAAUAUUGGGAAGGUCGCGGGAGAAUUGGAGGAUUAAUUGAUACGUGAAAACAAUAGACAUUGAUGUUUAAUGGGAGUCACGGACGAAUGGCAAGAUGGCGGAUAUGUUUAACACGGUUUACGUUUAACCUUGUCACGUGGAUACUCGUGUUUGGUGUCAUCGGUAUGCCGACAGACAUCGUGGCGUCGUCGGCCUCGGCCUCGGCCACGAUCUCGGAAGAGACGAGCAGAGGUCGCGAGCUGGGCCUUGGGCCGUCUCCAAGGUCAGCUCCCUCUUCAGCGGGCGCAUCAUCCUCAGGAUCAGCGGCACAGUCGACCUCCAGGGGUUUCGACCCGUCUAGCGCCCUGGCCGCUUAUCACCACCAUCGACAUGGCCUAGUUGCCGGCCUGGGUCAUCCUCAUCACCGUGAAUCGUCGGCGUUCGUGCCCGUCGUGCCCUCGCGGUUGCAUCUGGCGCCCUAUCCGGGGGAGAUGCACCCCCACCUAACUGGGCCACCACCCUCCUCGUCGACCGCGUCCAAUCCUGACCACGAAGUGGCGGAGACCGCCGUGGCCAGGAAAUCCUCGUCCAGCUACGAGAUCAUGGCUAUGAUGGUCGACAAGAGAAAAGAGCUGGCCGCGAGGGCUCUUCUUCUUCCUCCACCACCCCUUCUGGAACCGCCACCCGGCUACCCCGUCUUCGCGGGCCCUUUUCCCGGCGGUUCGGCUCUGUACCCUCCGGGUGGACCCCUGGCGCACCAGCAUUUGGACAGGAGACUACUCAGGGCGCCUGGGAGAGCGUCCAGACCUAAGAAGCAGUUCAUUUGUAAAUUUUGUAACCGACAGUUCACGAAGUCGUAUAAUCUGCUGAUUCACGAGAGGACACACACGGACGAACGACCAUACUCCUGCGAUAUAUGCGGCAAGGCUUUCAGGAGACAGGAUCACCUUCGAGAUCAUAGGUACAUCCACAGCAAAGAGAAGCCCUUCAAAUGCGGCGAGUGCGGUAAAGGUUUCUGUCAGAGCCGCACCCUAGCAGUGCACAAGAUCCUGCACAUGGAGGAGUCCCCACACAAGUGUCCAGUGUGUGCCCGCAGCUUCAAUCAGCGCAGCAACCUGAAGACCCACCUUCUAACCCACACGGACCACAAACCAUACGAGUGUACCUCUUGCGGCAAGGUGUUCCGCAGGAACUGCGACCUGAGGAGGCACGCGUUGACCCACGCAGUGGGCGACGUGCCCCCCGAAGCCCUCGAGGAGGCCCUCAGAGACGACGACAGCCCCGAGGAAGAUUGUCCGGAAGCAAGUUCAUCCUCCACGUCGGUGUCCACGAAUUCUUCCUUGCCGACCGGCUCCACGAACGCCACAUAUCCUCAAGGUUCAUCAGGACCGCAACCACCCCCAGCUCCAGCCUCUUCGUCUCUUCCGCAGAGACCGCAGUUGCAGAUCAGAAGAGACUUACUUCCAGCUGCGAAACCGUCCACGGUGACCAGCGGAGGAUCCGGCAGCCAUUCGGUCACUCAGAAUCCUCCGGCGGCGCUACCACCGCCUCCGCCGUUAAUUUUGUCCUCGUACAGGCGAAGGAUCGGAUCGCCAGGUCCGUCUAGAAUGCUCCUGGAACUCCAGGAACGCGAGAGGGAAAGAGAACGAGAGAUCGAACAGAGCAGGGAGAGGGAACGGGAGAGGGACAGAGAACGAGAGGAAGAGGUGACACGACCUCCUAGAGCACCCACCCCGCAACCUCCACCGCCGCCGAGACCCACCCCUGCCAGACAAGGAUUCACCAUAGCGGACAUCAUGCGUCGAUAGGCGAUCGAUCUCCUGUGAAAUUAGGCCAAAGGGGAGGACUUGUCCGGACUUUGUUGGAAGUGGCUUUAGAUUGUUAAACGCUUUUGCUGUUGUGUAUUGAGCAUGGUAGUCUUCUUUUGAGAAUUGGCGAUAUGGGAGAUGCAAAUUUUUGUGGAUCUAAUUUUAUUUUUGCGAUUUGGGUUUAUAAUGCAAUGUUACCUUGUAGAAAGUAAAUGAAGGAAUGGAGUACAUGAAUUAUUUUACUUUGAUGAAAUUGUAAUUUUAAUGAUUUUAAUUAUACUUCGAGUAUGAUAUUCGUAUUGUAACUAAUACUGGGGUGAGUGGAGAUCGCAUUGCUGUUUUUCCUAGGGAUUGUACAAGUAGUGGGAACUUCUAGGACAAAUGGCGACGUAGAGAAACUUCACCAUUCGUAAUAUCUCAGUUAUCAAAAUAUCAAAAUUGUCAAAGUAAUG